AUGAAUGACCAUGCCGCCGACCGAGAGCUGCCCUACAUAAGCAACGAUCAGAUCGAAUAUCUUGAUGCGAUCUGCAAAAGAGCCUCCCAGGUUGUUGAUCCGCCAUGGAAAGCUCUCUUUCACUCCUAUGAUGAAGUGUUCAAAGAGAAGGGUCUGGACAGGAAUCGCGACAAUGAGAUCUUUCGGUGGCUGUUGCGGGUGGGCGAAAGCGCAAGACGUCAAUAUCGAGCUGGGCGCAGGACAAAUCUGGUCCCUCAUCUGAGGAGCAUCCUUGAAGCGCAUGGCAUAACCGUUAUUGAUCACGAUGAUAACAAAGAGAUAAACGGGGUCACACGGUCACUGGACGAUGCGGAGCCUGUUACUGUAGACAAGCAGGACCAGCCAAAGCGGAGAGUCUCUUUCGAUGACGCUCGACUGGAGGAGACGUGGUUGAGUGAAAGAUCACAGCUUGGAGAUUCUGAUCCGGAGAGUCACUCUCCACAAAGAGAUCAGCUCAGACCACGCCCUCGCGCCGCAAGAGACUUUGCAAACACACAGCGAGCUCGUUCGACAAGCAGUCAACGCCCAGUCGGUAGUCGCCAUCCAGCGCCCAAACACUACCAGGAAGAAUCACCUUCGACAGAAUAUGCCUCAGAGUAUGGAGAGCAGAAGAAUGGAACCCUUCUUUUCGAGCCCUCCUUGACGCAACUGGAACAGAACGCAGAGGCGUUUUUUGCCACAUCCGAGAUUCGAUGCGCUAGACAAUGCCUUCACCAAUGGCACGAUCGGGCUCUGGCCUUGCGAAAUCAGCGUUCACAGGCCUUCGCUUACGCUUCUGCUCAGGAUCGACGCAAGCUCUUGAAAGAGUCAUUCGAUGUAUGGCGGUCAGCGCUGGGGCGACGACGAGACGAGCAAAAUCGAAUUGUCCAACUGGAGCGCAUCGCCGAUGACUUUCGCUUUCGACAGAGUCAACUGCUUGCUGCUGUCGCCUUGAGCCAUUUGGAGCAUGAGGCCAAGCUCAAGGCACUUGCAGCGAGACUCUUGCAAGAGCAGAGGCUUGAGAAAAAGUACUUCAAUCUUUGGCACAAACACACAAUUGAAGAAACGGCAAAAGUCAAUAGCUUGUUGUGGCGAAAGUGUCUGACACGCUGGCGCGAGAAGACUGUCCGGAGAGCUAUUGAAGGAGAGCAGGCUCAUACACUUUGCCGAGAAGCCUUGCUGCGCAAAUACUGCCAGCGAUGGUUGUGGACGUUCCGCAGCCGUAUGGCCGUUGCAUGGCACGAGCAGCAUGUUGUGCAGGUCACGUUUGGCUCCUGGAUUUCAAAGUUGGAGCGUCGAGAUCUUCAAGUUCAGCAGGCUGAGGACUUUCAUCGGCGCACAUUGGCGACAUCUGCUCUUCGAGCCUUGACGCAGCGGGCGGCACAAUAUCGACCUGUCUUACAAGAGUCCCGGAGUCUUUACGAUCGCAAGCUCCUAUCAGGCUGCUUGAAGAGUCUGCAAAUCCACGCAAAACUGACACCAUUGGCUGCUACAUUGUCACUGAAGGUUAGGCUCAACCUUCAACGCAAAGUGAUAAGAGUGUGGAAUCUCCGUUUGACUCUCAAUCGACAAGCAGCUGAUGUGAGUCGCAAACGCGUCUUGCAAUCUGCAUGGACAAGUUGGAAUGACGCUCUGCGAUGCAAAGCCUUGGCUCAGCGGAUCGAUGAACGGGUUCUCGUGGAGAGCGUCUACCAUUGGAUGUUGCAGGCACGAUUGAAGUCCUUUCAGCGAUCCCAAGAUGUCAGACUUCUACGGCGGACGUUGACUUCUUGGAACAGCCGCAUCCAAGACAAGCAAUCAAGGCUAGAGCAAGCAAGUGUCGACUUUGCAGAAGGCGAACGAUGGCGUCGACUCAAGUUUGGGAUGCUUCGUCUCAACAAGGCUCUUCGAAAUCAGGAAGAUGCUGAUCGAGCGGCCGUAGAGUUCUCUAACAGCAGGGCUCUACCGGACGUGAUGGAAGUCUGGAAACAGCAGACCGCACAUGCAAGGCAGUUGGCGAAGUGGGCCUACGAUGCUCGAUUCUACGUCUUGUGCUCUAGGACCCUGAGAGCCUGGCAGGAGCGAACGGUCCAGCAUAAGCAUCAAAGACGACGCCAAGCUUAUGCGCAAGUCAGAGCCAGGGUAAAGAUCAGGCUUGUUCGCGAUUGCUUUACGCGAUGGCGGACGAAAAGCGCGGAAGUCUCUUCCAUGCAGGUUGAAGCACACGCACGAGAUCAAGCACGCCUUUUCCAAGUUGGCACCCAUGCAUUCGACAAAUGGCGAGAAAAGACUGCGCAGCACGCUGAGCUUGAGUUACAGGCAAGAGCAGCUGAUAACCGGAAACUCCUCACCUCGGCCACCGCAGCCCUUAUGAUUAAAUAUGUGGACUUGACGGAAAUGGAGCAGCAGUCGAUUCUCUCCAAGCAGGAAUCGGAUCUCGCGCUCUUGGGCAGUGCCUUGAAGAGGAUUCAGUGGGCCGGAUUCACUGCAAGACGCCGUGUAGAAAGCGCCGAUGCCCUCGAGGCUCGCAAUCGCGAUCAGCAUGUCAAGCAGAUGUUGCGACACUGGUCAUCUCAAGCAAUUGCACGGCGGAAGGCAACAAAGGCCAAAUCAAGCGAGCAACGCGAUGCUGAAAGCCCGAGUCUUCGACCUGCCAGCCGGGCAGCAUCAAGAUCAAGAGAACGAUCGACAUUCGCAAGUUCACCUCCAGCACACAGUACCACGCCAGCCUAUAUGCGUACACCUUCGAGAUCACGACGUGCAGGUCGUUUCAGACCACUGCCGACUCCUGCCCACGUCACGCCGAUGGCAUUCGACCGCUCCUAUCUGGUUACGACGCCAGCACCGCUUUCACAAGCGCAGCCUAACCAGACCGAAGACUCCAGUAAUAUAUUCGAGGGUCUGACUCCUCAAAUCACACCAUUCGCACGGAAGCUCAGAGCAGGCGGCGUCACGCCGGCUCCUCCAUCAGCUUUGAGGAGCAGCAUUCUGGGUCGGUCAGCAGCAGGAGGUACGAACAAAAGUGUCAGGUUUGCUGGCUCAAGCAGGUUUGGAAGCGGCUCCAGGAGGCUUCAUACGACUGACGAGCAAGCAGAAUUGAAUAGUUGA
Messenger RNA from Zasmidium cellare ATCC 36951, 3105 nucleotides. RefSeq lists its product as uncharacterized. The transcript has 2 exons. The coding region runs from base 1 to 3105 and encodes 1034 amino acids. NCBI's taxonomy places the organism in Eukaryota, Fungi, Ascomycota, Dothideomycetes, Mycosphaerellales, Mycosphaerellaceae. The record is from RefSeq and is a predicted model, not a curated record.